Molecule: messenger RNA, 6716 nt
Organism: Carcharodon carcharias (great white shark)
Lineage: Eukaryota; Metazoa; Chordata; Chondrichthyes; Lamniformes; Lamnidae
Gene: setd5
Product: SET domain containing 5
Exons: 28
Coding region: 808-5532 (1574 amino acids)
Molecular function (GO): protein binding
Source: RefSeq, a predicted model, not a curated record
UUGUCACCCUUAUAACGAAUGUUUACCUGAGGGGAAAAGCCCUAAAAUAACAACAAAACCUUAUCCUGCCCGUCUUCCCAUCGGACCACUUUUUUUUUUGCUUUUUAAAAAACCCUAUUUGGUAAAUCGUGAGCGAUAUCAACAAUCUUCAAACUCCCUCCCCUCCCCCUUUUCCCCAGCACACCCCCUUUUUUCCCCACCCCCUGCAACGUCAGUCUGAAGGGCUCGGUCGGUGUGCUCAGGAAAGUCCGAGGCUCGGUAUUAGGCCUGGUUUGAUGAAUCCUAAGUUUUUGUUUUUUUUGAGCAAAAAUAAGCAACACAAAAAAAUAAACACACAAGAGAGAGAGAGAGAGAGGAAAAAAGGAUCACUAGAAGAGGGGAGAAGGCAGCUCUAUUCAGAAACGAUUAUUGAGAGAAAAACCGGGGCAGAAACUCGCUGGCAUAUGGUGAAUGAUCAUAGAAUCAUUAUGGCACAAGAAGGAAGCCAUUUGGCCCAUUGGGUCCACACUGGCUCUUUAGAACAACCCAGUCAGUCUUACUUCUCGUCGCAGAGAUGAACAGAACUUCUUCAAGGCUGGUUUCGCUGGUCUCCAUCCUCCCCCAGGACAAUAUACAGUGACAGAUGUGCUGACUACAUUUCAAAAUAACUCAUUGGUUGUGAAGCGUUUUGGGAUGUUCAGAGGACAUGAGAGGCAAUAUUUUCCCUCAUGUCCAUGACCUACACACAACACUGUGGCUGCUGGGCCUCGGUGUGGUCAGGCACUGUGCUUCGGACCCCGUGAUAAACACAACUUGGUGUUGGACGUCAUGAGCAUAGUAAUUCCACUGGGAGUUACUACACCAGAUACUUCUUACUCUGAUAUGGCUGCUGGUUCAGACCCAGAGUCGGUGGAAGCUAGCCCUGCAGUUGCUGAGAAGAACAGCUAUCCAAAUCACAACUAUGGGAGCGCACAACAUCACGGGUAUAGAGGCCUGCCUUACGCAGACCAUAACUAUGGUGCUCCACCUCCUCCAACACCUCCAGCUUCACCACCUCCACAGACCAUCAUCGCCCGAGUAGAGUUGAAUAGACUACGUUGCCAGCGAUACGAUGAUAAUUCUGAGGAUAGCGAAAGUUCAUCUGAGGAUGAGAACAUUCCCUGGUGUCAUUGUAGUUUAACUCAGGAUGGUUUUAUUAUCGCUUGUGAGAACUGCAGGGGACUGGACAGGCGGAAGGUCAUCAGACUCCAGCGCAGGAAGCAGGAGAAUGUGUCUGGUGGAGAAAGCAGUGCAACUGAGAGUGGGGAUGAGGAAGUCUCACCCUCAACAGUGUCAUACACCGCGACACAACACACACCUACCAGCAUCACGCUCACAGUCAACCGAGUGAAAAGAACUAAGGCAAAGAAGAGAAAGAGAAGCACAGAGAAAGCAAGAAAUGCCCCCAAAGCCAAAAAAAUAAAGGCCUUUCGAGAAGGGUCCAGAAGAUCCAUGAGGAUGAAGAAUUCAUUGUCGGAAGCUCACGCAUUGGAUGAAAAUACAGCAGAGGGUUGGGAGAACCGGAUCCGCCUCUGGACAGAUCAGUAUGAGGAAUCCUUUGCAAAUCAGUACAGUGCAGAUGUACAGAAUCUUUUAGAAUUGUAUCGGUUAACCAUGAAAGACUCUGUGGGAAAAAAUGUGGUGCUGGACACUAUUAAUAAAACUGAACUAGCCUGUAACAACACAGUUCUCGGCUCUCAGAUGCAGCUGCAGCUUGGUAAAGUCACAAGAGUUCAGCGGCAUCGCAAAAUUUUGCGAGCAGCCAGAGACCUAACACCAGACAUACUUAUUAUCGAAUACCGUGGUAAGGUGAUGCUAAGGCAGCAAUUUGAAGUUAAUGGACAUUUCUUUAAAAGACCCUACCCCUUUGUGCUAUUCUACUCAAAAUUCAAUGAAGUGGAGAUGUGUGUUGAUGCUAGAACAUUUGGGAAUGAUGCUCGAUUUAUUAGGAGGUCCUGUGCCCCCAAUGCAGAGGUACGGCACAUGAUCGCUGAUGGGAUGAUCCACCUUUGUAUAUACGCCAUCACAAACAUCCCUAAGGACAGUGAGGUGACCAUUGGCUUUGACUAUGAAUACAGCAGCUGUAAAUAUAAGGUUGACUGUGCCUGCCACAAGGGGAACCAGAAUUGUCCAGUACAGAAACAUAACCAAGGAUCGAUGGAGCCCCCAGUAGGCGCUGAGACACGACGGAGAAAAGCCAGGCGGAAAGAAUGGGAGAUGGAGUCUGAGCUCAAUCAGGCCUCUGAUGAAAACAGCAACCAGCAGCAAGAGGAGCCAGCAGAACCCAAAGACCAACCGGAGUUACCUGUCCAAAACCCAGCAAGUGACAGUGAGGAAGGGCCCGGAGAAGGAGAUCGAAUAAAAGUAGAAGAAGAAAACGAGGAAUCUGAAAUGGAUGAACAGCUCCGUGCAUUAGCACAAAGUAAACUGUCGCGGGAGCAGCGGAAGAUGGAAGCCAUCAUGCAGGUAUUUGAGAACUUAGAGAAGAGAAAGAAAAGGCGUGAACAGGUGGUUGAGCGCAGUGCUAGUCAGCCUGGUGUCGAUGUCAACCCGGAGACUCCAACCACAGAUGUGGAGGAGGUGAAACAGGAGCCUGCAGCAGAAGAACCGCCGCCCAGUGGGGCAAAAACGCCACAGCUUGCAGGGGUAAACACACGGCGAACUUCACAGAUAGGGGAGCAAGUUCCAGAGAAGCCUGUUAAGCCUCCUGCUUCAAAACCAACAAAACCCAGACCCAAAAAUCGGUUCUCACGCUAUCGCUCCAGUUCAGCACAACGACUACGUCGACAGCGACAAGCAAGUAGCCAGUCAGAACCAACACCAGUUGUAGCAGUUGAGGAGGGAGCAACAGGAGCUGUUGUGACAGACUCUACAUCUACAGAAGGUGUGGCAAGUGUAGGAGCCCCAGGAGUUGAGACUACAUCAGGAUCUGCUAUUGCCUCCCAAACCAAUCGAACCAGUCUCAAGUAUCCUAAAACCAAAAGGUAUUUGGUUACAGAAUGGUUGAAUGACAAGGUUGAGCGAUCAGACUGUCCAUAUGACCGACCAUUACGCAUCACAACAGAUCCUACUGUAUUGGCAACAACACUGAACAUGCUGCCAGGCCUGAGCCACAGUCCCCAUAUUUGCACAACCCCUAAACACUACAUCCGCUUUGGUUCUCCCUUCACCCCUGAAAGACGAAGACAGAGAGUUGUGUGUGACGGCAACUAUGGAUCUUGCAAAAAGCGGUGGAUAAAACAGGCAAUGGAUGAGGCCAUGGUACAAACUCCCCAUGCACCAGACAAAGGACAAGAAACACCACCCUUAUACCAAAGCAGUGACAGCAGCAACGUUCCUGACAUACCAGAUAGCACUGUUGCUUCAACAGAGUUGAUAACUCCUCUGAAGAAGCGAAAGGCCCGGUAUCUGUCAGACGUGAGUGUGACUGAUUUACCCGGACCUUGUAGUCCACUAUCAGCGCCUGCAUCUGUCACAGAUACAGUUAUGUCCAGCCCGACGGUAAUGACACCUUGCACCUUGUUUCCAGGAGAAGAGGAGAAGAAAAAUGGAUAUAAUGUAGUUUACUCUCCCCUUCACUCCCAUGCUGCUAGCCGAUGUAAUACCCCACUACAGUUUGAGAACAUUUCCUCUCCUGAGAGUUCCCCAGUGCAUAGGCCUGAGCCGUUUUCACCGGAGCCGCCUCUGAGAGCGGAUAAUGACCAGUCCAGGACUGGCUUCUCAGAUCUCUCUCUGCAUCCUGACCCGGACACUACCACACUCCGGGUUACAGCGGUCACCGAUGGGCUGUUGUCAGAUUGUGCUGCUCAGCCUCCUUGUUCUGCAUUAACAUUCCCCAGUGAAACUGAAACUGGGCUUACAGGGAGGAACGGUGAUGGUCUCUCAUCCCUGAAAAAUACAGAACAAACCUUCAGGACAGAGUUUAAUUUAAUUUAUGCCUGUUCGCCUUUGAACUCCAAUCUCCGAGACCUCACUCCAACACACAGGCUAGAGGGACCAUACAGAGGACUGGAGAACAGAGCCAGUUACAUCAACGAGAGGAAAUCUUCACAUUCGGAGCGAGGUUUUGGAGAAACUGUGUAUAUGAGUCCAUCUGGGGACACUUGCUUUAACAGGCAAAGCCAAGGACUCUUAUCUGAGACACUGCAAGGAGCCAUGUCCCCUCAAGCAGACCGGCAGCCUUUGUAUUUUGAAGGAAAUGCAACAGCUCAGCAGAAUCCACCACAGAAGAAGAAGGUAUCCUUGCUGGAAUAUCGAAAACGACAGCAGGAGGCGAGGGAAAGUAGCUCCAAAUCAGACAUCCUAAGCUCAGAUCCUUCCAAAACGCCCAACACUAUGGGCACUCCAACUAGGCGAGGUAGUGAUGGCUCUUCUGCACAAACCGCAACCAACGGUGACUCCACUGCCAUGUCUCGAUCAUCACAAAGAUCAUCAUCACCCUCGAGCGGUUUUUCAUCACCAGUGCACCCAUCAAUGCCUCAGAUUGAAGAAGUCAGUCCAACGGAUCCUGGUAGCAGCAAGAAUGCAACUCUGUCUGCAGCAGCCAGCAACAAAAGCCGAGACAGCAUGAGCACGAGGUGGAUGGUUCCUACAUCAGUAGAGCGAUUACGAGAGAAUCCGGGCAUGUUGGAACGUGUUCUCAGGAGGACGGAAAUUGGAAAUUUGAAGCGAACAGGGGGAGAUGAUAGAAGUACAUUGGACCGUGUUCUACGGCGAAUAGAAACUGGUGCAGUGGACUGUGGCAGGGAGAAGGAUGCAGAUACCACAAAUGGUGAUGGACAAGAGACACAUGGGCCAACACGCACCAAGAUUUCUCCAAUUCAUAGUCCCCAGAGAUACAGUCACAGUCCUUCCAGAUAUAAUCAUCAGCUUCUACAGGCACAGUCUGAGGGACACCCCUCUGAACCUCAUGUACUUCCGCAACAAAGCAUGUCCCCCUACAGAACGCACAGCUCCUCGAGUGUUCCCAUGGCUCACACACAAGGACACAUCUAUAGAUCUUCAUCCCAUGCCCUGGGGCAGAGUGGAUCUCAGAGUCAGCUAGAUUCCAGCCUCACAACUGCUCCUCUCUCCACACUCUACUCAAGCCCAGUUCAUUCGGCGUCUGUUGAUACCUCUGUCGUCCAGUAUGUAGGGAAUUCUGGGUACUUUAGUGGUCAGCAGCAUUCUGGGAGUGUAUUGCAUUCAUUGAAUAGCACUCAACAAAAGACUAAUUCUGGAAGUACUCCUUCUACAGCUGCUAGCCCACUACAAAGCACCACAAAAAGUAUAACAACUGACUCCACUCUUAUCCCAACCCUGAGCACCAUAAACUCUACUGUUUCACAGACUGCAAGGCCAUCACAAUCGGGUUCAUGGACCUUAAGCUCAGCAAAUUCGGGGCAACCACUUCACUCUGGAGCGAAGAUUACAACAGCAUCAAGUUCUCAGCACUACCGAAAUACUGGGAUAACCCAGUACCAACCUCCACAGGUCCAAGGUGCAAAUGUAAGAACACAAUCAAGCACGUACUAGACUAUGGACACAGCCAUGAUCAUGUUGGAGAUGUUUACCUGGAUGCAUAACUCAUCUAUGUGUGUCUAUAUAGGCCACCAGCAUAUGUACCUAUUGUGGCAUAAACAACUUUAAAGUAUGGACCUCAUGUUCUGGAGAUUGUUGGGCGUAAACCAGCAUUUACUAGAACCCCCUUCAUACUGUACAAAAUCCUGUAUAAAAACAAAAAUAAGAAUUAAGAAUUGUGUACCUAUUGGUAAGGUACAUUUUAAGCUUAUAAUUCAGAUAAAUAUUGUUUAGGCUUUUUUCCUCCAGUUUAUUUUAAAUAAACUAGUCAGGUGCAGUAAGACUUUUUUUUAAUCGAAAAGAAAGCAUUUGUAGCGUCUGAAAUUAAGGCACAAGGGAAGGGAUGAUAGCGUGGGGAGAGUUUCUGUAGACUACCAUUCCACGUGCCAGCUUCUCACAUGCAUACUGUAAUAUCCUGGAGUAGAAGAUUUUAUUUAUCUAAUUUUAUAUAUAACCAUUCUAGGCUAGCUAUUACCUUACCCACACAGCGGAGUUUAAUCCACGGUGCUGCAGAGUUUUUAUUUUACACCUGAUGCUGUGAGUCCCCUGGUGUUGAGGCGUGGGAGUGGAAAAAUGUUGUAUUUCAGUGACUGUUACAAUCUCAAAAGUUUUUUUUAAUUUGAAAUCUUAAAUUCAGGUGUUUGUUCAACUGAAGGGACGAGUGGUCUCCAUUUUGAAAGAUGUAACAUGUGACAAAUACAAGUUUAAACAAGUGAUGCAGUCUUGCUGCAUAUUGUAUAAUGAGAGUUUAAUACUGUUCUUUUAUUCAGAACACUCUGUAUAUACCACAACUACUUGUUAUCCUCAGAGGAUUUAGUUGCCUGACUUUGCAUUAUGUACAUUGAUAAUUUUUUUUGUGUAUAAUUUCUCUGCACCUUUUAUCCUCUUCAUUUUCUUUUUUUCAACAACAGCUUUCAAUCUCUCAUUGGGCGUCUCCGUGUGCAGUCUUUUUUUUCGAUGUGCGAUGUGCAUGAGGCGAGUUUGUUCCUGAAUGUAGCUGUUGACUGAGUUGCACAUCAUUUACAAUCAAGGAGAAAUUUUAAAAAAUAAAAAAUAAAACAGUAGCCUUGCUUUCUAAACAUGUACAGUCAACCCCUCCUGUGGAGUGUACAAAAAUAAAACAGUUCAUUUCUGCACAA